Molecule: messenger RNA, 5487 nt
Organism: Durusdinium trenchii
Lineage: Eukaryota; Dinophyceae; Suessiales; Symbiodiniaceae
Source: the annotation of a GenBank genome assembly
AUGCUGCGGCCAGCACCGCUUGCGGCACUGGGCAGUCGGCAGGGCUUGCAGCGACCGUUCCGCAGGGCGACAGCGGCGAAAGCCGAUGGCGUUGGGCCAAAGGCGCUCAAUCCUCAUCCCGGGGCUUCCUGGCGCCUGGCAACAGUGGGACUGGCCAAGCAGGCAGGAAGAAGCUCCUCGUCCCGCGUGCGUUUGGCCUUCUUCGGUCGCCCACUGGAGCUCCAGGAGGAAGAGACGGAGGUGCCCUUGAACCCUCAAUGCGUGCGGCUUUGGAACGGCUCCGAGACGCAAUUGGAGGUGUUGGCCUUUCCAAAGGACACCAUGCCAUACAUCUUGGGUGGCGAUCGCCACCUUCUACAGCCCCAGAGCCACCUGGACCUAGCCGUGGGUCGCCGCUCCAGCAUGUGCCGCAUCGCCUUGCGCCGCCGUGAUGCAGCACAGAUGCUGCUGGUGCCCAAGGGCAACAAGGUCAAGGUGGAAGCGUUCGAUGAGGAGAGCCAGGAGGGCUUAGGACCCCUGGAAGUUCGAGUUGGCGAUUUGCACGUGUCCUUCGAAGAUGGCUCCUCGUUCGAGAUCUUUCCAGGGCCUUUGUUCUGGAGACUCUCUCGGAAUGUGGAAGAUGUCGAAUUCCAGGAAGCCUCUAUCCUCCAAAGCGCCGACGCUCGCGUGUGCUUCAAGGUCGUGCGGCAGAUGGGUUCGGACUGGCGUGGGCAUCCACUGGCGAGGGUCCGGGUGAUUUCGGCCGGGUUCCUGGGCACCAAGUACCUGCAUAAAGGCACCAUGUAUUUGGCCAAGAUCGUUCCCAUCCAAGCCAAAGAAGAGAUCAUCAAUGCGUUCAAACGGAUUACGGGCACCUUCGGCCAGCCCGAGCAGAUUCUGCAUUUCGAGGGCUAUGUGAAGACCGAAUCCGGUGCUCACAUGUUGCUUUUCGAGGAUUUUGGCGAGAGCUUAUCAAAGAUCAUGAGCUCUAGUAGCGAAACCCUGACAGCAGAGGACAACGACCAAUGUGCCGAAGACUUGCUGCGAGCCAUCACAGCGCUGCACCAACAAGGCAUUUACCACUUGGCCUUGUCCCCGGAAUCCGUCCGCCUUCGCCGCGAUGGAAUGGGUCGGAUGCGUUUGAAGUUGUCCGACCUCGGUGCCUUCGAGCGCCCCUCAGAGCCGAUCGCCUCACGCGCGGCCACGCAGCUAGGCUGGCGCAGCUACACUAGCCCAGAGAUCCGGCGCCGGAAGACGCUCCUGGACGUGGCGAAACGCGCCAGGAAACCGAAGAAAAAGGCACCGAAGGUGCAGGACAGCAAAAUCUUGGGCAAUUUGAAGACCCUGGAGAUUUUGCCAAGCCUGCGCCGAAGCCAAGUGAAGCAGAACUUCUCCAAGUCGGCCGUCUCCCGUGAGACGCGGAGGGAACUCUUGGCCGAGUUUGCGAUGUUUGCAGAGCUGGAUCAAUCAGAUCUGACGCACUUGGCUCGUGAGUUCCAGGGGCCUUUCUAUGUGCCGCCUGGCGCGAGCCUCUUCAAUGUCGGUGAGACCGGGGACUUUCUGUAUUUUCUCUUGGCAGGCGAGGUGGUUGCCCGACGUGGCAAGCGCGAGCUCCGGCGCUACCGCCGUGGCGGCUUCCUCGGUGAAGCAGCGCUUUUUGGGGCCAAGCCCACGCGGCGCAUCUUCUCCGCCAGCGUGGCCCGCGGCGGGCAGGGCUGUGCGUUGCUGCGCAUGCACCACACCUUCUUCCGCAGAGAUCUGAAGAAUCGCGGCCCAGUGACCUCGGUCGUUGGCCCCACACGAUGGCGAUAUCUGGAGCAGCCCAAUCUGGAGUUGCAGCCUGAAGAGGUGGAUGUGUUCGCUGCUGGGGCAGUUUGGUGUCAACUGGCAGCUGGCUCGAAAGUGGUGUCCUUCUUCAGGAUCAAGCGAGCCACGACCAUCGAGGACUUGUUGGACGCAGUGGCCACGAGUGACAUCGGGAGCUUCUACUUUCUGGUGCAGGAGUGGCGCGGUGUGGCUUUGAUCGAACUCAUGGUGCGUCGCGCCUCUGCCUACGAGGCCUUGGUUUGUUUGGAAGAAAAGGAGAAGCUCGACGUGGUGAAGAGCGAUGAGACUGAGACCCAGCAGGGCCUUCUCGGUUCCAUCAGCCAUACGGUCAGCGAUCUCCAGAAGGCUGCAGGCUCCGCCUUCGAGCUCACGCAGGACGCGGUGAGCGCUUCCGUGGCGGUGCGAAUGUCCAACAACGCCCGGCAGACGCUGCUGCAGCAGUGGGAGAAGCUGAGCAACAAGGCGACUGAGAGAUAUGGCCAAGCCAUUGGAGAGAUCUUUGGCGAUAUCUACGGAAAUCUCUUCGCGAAGGACAUGCUUUGGAUCUUUCGCAACCCGACACGGGCCCAACGUUUCCCAGUGCUGCUGGUCCGUGAUGCGGAGGACGGCAGUCUUUUGGCACGCUGGCAGAUCGGGGCUUCCAUGGUUUUCGAGAGUGAGCUUUGUGCUCGUACACUACCACGUGUGCUCCCAUCUGUGCGCCCAGCCCUGGCUGCUGGAUUUCAGAUUGGCUCGGCGGUGGGGCGGAACCGGGCGAUCAACUUCAAGCGGCUUUGGAUCGACGCCUUCUUGGGUUCUUUCGUCAAGCAGCUUUGGACCUUGACCCGCAUGCGCGCCAAGCGCUUGGUGCGGCGCCGGGUGAAGUGGGAUGCCUUCGGAAGCGCGCUGAAGGAGUCGGUGAUCCAGGGGCAAACGGCACGGAAUUUGGUCCUGACCAAGUUUGGCCGCCUGCCCACCAAGUAUGAUCAGAAUGACCCCCAGGUACUGCGGUUGUUGCCCUCGAAGUGGGUCCCGGAGAUUGGCUUGCCCUUGGCCAGUGGCGUCGGCCGUGGCUUCAUGACCAAGUGGUGGAAGGGCUUUCGAUCGGGAUUGAGAAGACGAUACGUGAGGCCCCGCUUCGAGACCUGGGAUUUGGAGGAUGUGCCGCAGGUGAUACUGGACUUUGCUCGGCAACAGGGCGCCGAGCAGGCCAACCUUGUUGCCUCCUCAGUGGGCGACACCAUGGCGCGCGACUGGGGUUACUGGACCGGCCACUCCAUAGGUGUUGUUUCGGGCUUGAUCCUUUGCAUGGUGGGGGGCUCCAAGUCGCUAAAGGACGAUCGUGGCAUGGUCAUCGCGGAUGGCCAUUUGGAGGAGGACCGUGAGUUGCUGGCCUUGCAGCAGUACAUGGGAGAUGCUUGGGUCAGCAUAUUGGAUUUGAUAUGGGCUUAUGGUGGCAAAGAGAGUUGGAUAUGUCGUAGGCAGCAACAUUUUGGAGCGGAAUCUUGGAAAGGCACCGACUUUUCCAUGGACUCCAAGAAGGAUCGCUGGAAGACUAUUGUCAAGCUCCCUGUUGGCUGGGAAGGCCUCUCAUUGAAGAGCCAUGAGGGACGAUUGCUGGUCUCAGAAGUGCCGAAGGCCUGCUUCUCUUCUAAAAACUUCGAAAGCUCUGGUGCCCAGCCGCAGGUGGCGGGCGUCUUCGAGGGCGAUGAGAUCGUGCUGGUGAACGGCGAGCCCGCUGCGAGCGUGGAGCAGAAGAUCCUGGCGGCAGGACUUCCAUGGAAGUCGAUUGCUGUCCUAGCACUGCUGAUGGUGGCAAGCGUGAUUUUGCGAUGCUCCGGCUGGUGCCCUGCAUGUCUCACCACAGGUGCUCCGGGGCGAAUGCUUUUGGUGGCGAACCUGCUGAUGACUUUCAUUUUGCUGGUGCCGCAGGGUAUUCCAGCUGAACUCAUGCUGCUGUUCAUUGGUGCUGUUUGCAGUCUUGCGGGCAUCCUGACCAGCAAGGAACUUUUCCAGGGAUGUGCAUCAGAUGCAGUCGUCACCUUGGCACUGCUGUUUCCGAUCAUGAAAGCUAUGGGGGACACGGGCGUUCCAGAACGCUUCAUCGGCUGCAUGCUGGGCUCAGCCAAGGGCCCCUACUCGUUGAUCAUACGCAUGUUCUUCUCUGUGGCCAUUCUCUCGGGUGUGUUCAACAACACUCCGAUUGUGGUGAUGAUGAUCCCCCUGCUGCAGUCCUUGUGCCUCCGACAGGGUGUGCCCAGCCCGGCGGUGCUGAUGCCCCUCUCCUUUGCUGCUCAGGCGGGUGGGAGCUUGACCAAGAUGGGUUCUUCGAUUAACUUCGUGGCUGAUGAGGUCUUUCGGGCCAACGGCUACGGCAUUGGCUUCUUUACCUUGACCCUGGGCUGCAUCUUCAUAUGUCUCCUUGGUGGCGCGUACUGCGCGAUGAUGGGACCGAAAGUCCUCAUGCCGGUGUCGGAUGCCGUGGAGUCUUCUGCGUCAAGGGGUGGGACAAACCUUUUUAAGGUGGCCUUUUGCCCCAGUGAGGACGGACCCUUGGUGGGUCAAAGCCUGGAAGACUUGGGCCUCCACCGCAUCCCUGGCGUCGAGGAGAUCACCCUGCAUCGCUGGCACGACGUGGAACUGGUGGAAGCUGGCGUCGUUGACAGCAACGCCACGGCGCAGAGCUUGCAGCUGGAGGACUCGCUCUAUGCUCGAUGCAGCGCCGAGGGUGUGGCGCAGCUGCGACGCGUGAGGGGCUUGGAGCUUUGCAACGAUGAUGAGUUGAACUUGUUGGGUUCCAAACGUCGCCAGCGCUGCCUUUGUGAAGCUGCUGUCAAGGAGACGCUCCACGGUCAGCGGGUGAGCUUGCGGCGCUUCAAGCGCGAGCUCCGCUGCGCUGUGGUCGCCGUGCGCAGUGGCGCCGAGAGCGUCGAGUCGGAGUGGCGCGAGGGCUUUGAGGGCUAUGAGAUUCAAUAUGGAGAUGUCCUUUUGAUUGAAGCUUUUCAGGAGAUGUUUGGUUCGGAGCCCUGGCUGGAGCACUUCAGCGUCACGCGCCGGGUGCCCGAUUCCGAGCCGCCGCGAAGGGGCACUAAGGCGGACGACUUGCGCGCCAUCUUCAUCGUCGUGGGCCUGCUGAUCAUGAUCAUCAUCGCCUCUGGUGGCAAACGGGCGCCGAGCCUUCCAUUGAUGGCAGUGAUUUUCCUUUGCGGCAUCAUCGCGGUGAAGGGCCUCAGCCUGCCGGAGGCGUACCAAGAGGUCAAUGGCCCAGUCCUCCUGACCAUCGUCGGCGCCUUGGCCUUGGGCCGCGCCAUGGAGCUCAGUGGCUUGGCCAACUGCCUGGCCACCGCCCUGGUCGCUCUCACGCGCCCCUUAGGCGCCGGAGCCGUGAAGCUAGGGAUCUAUUUGGCGACGGUGGGCUUGGGGCAAUUUCUGAACUCUGCAGCGAAUGUGGCCAUCAUGGGGAAGAUUGCCAUCCCCAUCGCCCACAGCAUGGAGAUCGCCGUGGGGGAGAUGGCGCUGGUGGUGACCUACGCGGCCUCCGCUUGUUACACCGCACCCUAUGGUUAUCAGACCAACACACUGGUCCUACGAGCAGGUGGAUAUGUUUGGGGAGACUUCGUGAAGUUUGGUGGCAUCCUACAAUUGCUUCAUAUGCUACUGGUGGUGUCGAUGGCUGGAUGGUGGGCAAAGUUCUCGCCUUGA